AUGGCGCGCCAGAAGGGGGGCAGGUCCAAGCGGGACAGGAAGCACAAGGCUGUGCAGUCGCUCAAGUACAAGCACGCCGAGACGGGCCUGGAGGUCAUGCCCGACGAGGCUUUGGCGAGGCUGAUCGAAGACAGCAAUGCCGCCAUCCUGCCGGCCAAGGCCGACAGGCAGGGCGAGGCGGCGGCGGCGGCGGCGGCGGCGGAGGCGGCGGCGCCCGUGAAGCAGCUCAGCAAGUCGCAGCAGCGCAAGCUGCGCCGCAUCCAAGAGGAGAAGGACAAGCGGGCCAAGCGGGCAGACGUGAUGCAGACGCUGGCCCAGCACCAGCUCCACCAGGACGAGCUGCAGCUGCUGCGCCCCGUGACGACGCAGGGGCAGCGCGAGACCAAGAAGCAGGCCCUUAGGCGGGCGCUCAAGCUGCAGCGGGCGGGCGUCAGCCUGCCCUCCUCGGUGCGCCUGUACCAGGAGCGGCGGCGGCCGGGGGCGGGGCAGCAGCAGGGAGGCUCCUCAGAAGGCAGCGAGGAGGAGGGGGAGGAGCAGGAGGAGGAGGGGAGCGAGAGCGAGAGCGAGAGCGAGAGCGAGAGCGGCAGCAGCGGCGAGGAGGAGGGCAGCGGCAGGCUGGAGGGCGCCGGUGGUGGCGCCAGUGGCACAGCCGCGGCCUGGCCGCCGGCCAAGAAGAGGCAGCGCACGGGGCCGGCGCCGCCCGCGCCUGGCCAGCAGCAGGCCACUGCGGCCCAGACGGCGGCGGCGGCGCAGCAGGCGCAGCAGGCGCAGCAGGCGCAGCAGGCCGACCAGAAGCGCCAGGCCCAGCUGCUGCGUGAGGCGGCGGCGGCCACCAAACAGCAGUUGGGCAUCGGCGAGGAGCGGGAUGAGGAGCAGCGGCCGGGCCAGCAGCAGCAGCGGGCGGGCGGGCAGGCGAUGGGCGGCGGCGGCGGCGGCAAGCCCCGAGUGGUGCUGGUGCAGCGCCGGCCCGAGAUAGAGGCAGUCAGGGAGGGCCUGCCCAUCAUCGGCAUGGAGCAGGAGGUGAUGGAGGCGGUGGCGGCACACGACGUGGUGGUGCUGUGCGGGGAGACGGGGUGCGGCAAGACCACGCAGGUCCCCCAGUUCCUGUACGAGGCCGGCUUUGGGUGCAAGCUGUUCCCGGAGCGGGCGGGGGCGGUGGGCGUGACGCAGCCGCGCCGCGUCGCCGCCAUCUCCACCGCAGAGCGGGUGGCCGAUGAGCUGGACAGCCGGCUGGGGCAGGUGACCCCAAAGCCCGCGCGACCGCCCCGCCCCCGCCCCGCGCCUGCAGACCUCAAAGGCGGCGGCGGCGGGCAGCAGGGCGGCGCGGCGGGCGGCGAGCGGCAGGAGGCGGGCGCGCUGCACGUGCUGCCGCUGUACGCCAUGCUGCCCGCGGCGCAGCAGGCGGCCGUGUUCCGGCCGCCGCCCGCGGGGCGCCGCCUGGUGGUGGUGGCCACCAAUGUGGCCGAGACCUCCCUCACCAUCCCCGGCAUUCGCUACGUGGUGGACGCGGGGCGCUCCAAGCAGCGCCUGCUGGAGGGCGCGGGCGGCCUGGCGCGCUACGACGUGCGCUGGGUCAGCAAGGCAUCGGCGGAGCAGCGGGCGGGGCGCGCGGGGCGCACGGGGCCCGGGCACUGCUACAGGCUCUACUCCUCUGCACACUUCAACGACACCUUCCCCACCCACACGCCGCCAGAGAUCCUCAACACAGCGCUGGAGGGCGUGGUGCUGGCGCUCAAGGCGCUGGGCGUGGACCGACCCGCCAACUUCCCCUUCCCCACGCAGCCAGAGGCGGCCGCGCUGGCGGCCGCGGAGCGCUGCCUGGUGGCGCUGUCGGCCCUGGACGGCGGCAGCGGCCAGCUGACUGCGCUGGGGCGGGCCAUGGCUGCCUAUCCCAUCAGCCCGCGCCACGCCCGCAUGCUGCUGGAGGUGGCGGCGCAGGAGGCGGAGGCGCAGCAGGCGCAGCAGGCCGGGCAGGCGCAGCAGGCGCAGGCGGCGGCGGGCGGCGGCCCGCGCCGCGUGCUGCCCUAUGCUGUGGCGCUGGCCGCCGUGCUGAGCGUGGAGAGCCCCUUUGUGCGGCUGGACGCGGCUGCUUCGGAGGGCGAGGGCGAAGAGAGAGGCGGCGAGGAGGGCGAGGGGGAGGAGGGAGAGGAGGGGGCGGGCGCCAGCCGGCGGGAGCAGCGCCAGGCGGAGCGGGAGGCGGCCAGGGGCAAGCGGCAGGCGGCGCGCGCGGCGCACGCCCAGUUCCGCGUCCCAGACAGCGAUGCGCUGAGCGCGCUGCGUGCGCUGUGCGCGUUUGAGGCGGCCGGCGAGGACGACGCCUUCUGCCGCCGCCACGCGCUGCACUUUAAGAACCUGCGGGAGGCGGCAGCACUGCGCAAGCAGCUGGCACGCAUGCUGGAGGCGCAACAGGCGCAGCGCAAGCGCGGCCGUGCGGUACGGUACCGCGCCUGCGCCGCCGUGGACGAGGACGUGUUUGUGCACCCCAGCUCCGCGCUGCACGCCGCCGCCCCAGAGUAUGUGGUGUACACCCAGCUGGUGCGCACCUCCAAGCGCGCCUACAUGGCGGGGGUGACGGGCGUGGAGGCGGCGUGGCUGCCGCAGGUGGCGCCGCCGCUCUGCGCCUUCUCGGCGCCGCUGGCGGAGCCGCCACCCUUCUACAGGCCCGCAGCAGACCAGGUGCUGUGCUGGCGGGACGUGACAUUUGGGCGCCACGGCUGGCAGCUGCCGCGCUGCGCGGCGCCGCACCCAGACCCUGGCGAGCGGUGCGCCGUGUUUGGGGCGGCCCUGCUGGAGGGCAGGGGCCUGGCGGUGCCCCCCAGCAUGCUGCUGCGCCCAGACAUGCGCGUGCACAAGCGGGCGGCGGAGCUGCUGGCGGCGCUGGUGGCGGCGCGGGUGGACAGCCGCGCCUCGCUGGCGGCCAAGUGGGCCGCCGCCCCCGCCUUUCUGCGCCGCGAGCUGGCCCAGUGCAUGCAGAAGGGGUGCGACGGCGCGCUGCUGCAGGCCUGGGGGGCGCUGCAGACGGAGGCGGCCGCCGGCCCGCCGCCCCCCGCGGCGCCAAAGAAGCGGCGGGGGGACAAGGGGCGCGGCUGA
Molecule: messenger RNA, 3090 nt
Organism: Chlorella variabilis
Lineage: Eukaryota; Viridiplantae; Chlorophyta; Trebouxiophyceae; Chlorellales; Chlorellaceae
Exons: 13
Coding region: 1-3090 (1029 amino acids)
Biological process (GO): maturation of SSU-rRNA from tricistronic rRNA transcript (SSU-rRNA, 5.8S rRNA, LSU-rRNA)
Cellular component (GO): nucleolus; intracellular anatomical structure
Molecular function (GO): RNA binding
Source: RefSeq, a predicted model, not a curated record